This is a messenger RNA of Lachancea mirantina, 1944 nucleotides long. Lineage: Eukaryota; Fungi; Ascomycota; Saccharomycetes; Saccharomycetales; Saccharomycetaceae. The record is from the annotation of a GenBank genome assembly.
AUGAUCAGAUUUGUGCAGCAGACUCAGGUCCUGAAGAGUAGGGUUCCAAACCAAUUCGUGUCCGCUAGCGCGCGGCACUCUUUCAACCACUCACUGAGGUUCAACUCAGCGAUGGCUAUGGAACGAACACCAAGUCAAGAAGCUUACAAUUCUGCCCCAGGUGGAUCAACGCAAGCUACAGCUGCGGUGGAAAAAGUGCGGUCUUUGCGCAAAAAUCUUAAGAUCAACAAGCAACUCACUUCCACACCAGAUUCGCCAUGGUUCCAUAAAGUAUGUGCGUUUGAAGACUGCGUUGCUCAGACUCUGCACAUGUCACAGACACCUCGGCGUCGAACGAGAGCAAAUGACAAUGGAAAUCGUCAGCAGCGCUCUCAAGUUUCUCUCAAUGUAAACAACGCGAAUCCGUUGUUUUGGGACUCCAUUGGCCGCGCAAUGGGGCUUUAUCGCGAUCUUUUGAGUACACCAGAGCUCAACAGCGACAGAGUGUCCAAACUGGUGCACUUACUACAUAAUGGGCUUCGUGCCAACCGUAAUCAGCUUACUCGCAUGAACAAAAAGCCAGAUUAUGAUUCCCAGUCGUUCCACAAAGAGAUGACCAAUUAUCUCUGCGAGUCUCUCCGUGAGAUUUCACAGGAUGUUCUUUCCAACAAAGUGGAAUUGAACGAAUACGGUGCCAUGCAUCUUAUCACGGCUUUCAAAGAACUUCUUCUUUUCGAAGAAGCGGUCAGUAUCUGGCGCUCCGCCAUUUCAAGCCCCAAUGAGAAUUCGCGCACCAUUUUCCUCAACCCAAGAGUGGUUGGUGUUGUAUUGCCCAUUCUUUAUGAUAACGGAGUAACUUAUACCGAAAUUCAAGAACUUUACAAUAAGUCUUCUUCCAUGAUCAGCUACUUCCACCCAAAUCUUUCUGUGGGCAUGAUUAGAGCCUCUUUGAGCGCCGGCGAAAACGAAAUGGCUUUGAACUUGUUCCAAAAACUUUGCGAGGAAUCCAGUGAGAUGAAAUAUGGGUACUUGAUUGAGACCCAUCUCUCUUUCAUCGGUGAAUGCAAAGAUUUGAAUGUGGCACAGGCCUUUUUCGACAAAGCACUCAACAACGAAAUGCCAUACAAAAUCGAUUUGCAAGUUUCUUACGUGAAGUCGUUUUUGCGUAAUAUCUGGACUCAGACCCGUGACUUCCAAAAAUCGUAUGACAUAUGGUACAAGUCGUCCGUCCACUAUGGCCGUGAUGUCAAUCAUGGCAUCUCUUCCUCUUUGAACGAUACUUUCUUUGACAUUUUCUUCGAACAUUUUUCUCAUGACAAAAUUUCCGGGCUACAGCAACUCCAGAAAUUGAUUGACAUUUACAACAACAUAAAACCGAUUGACGAACCAUUUUUCAAUAUUAUUUUGGCCAAGUGUACAGUGUGGCGCGACCGUCAAAUUAUUGAAUCAAUUGACAAAGCGUAUGAACUUUACCACAUUCCGAAAACCAUUGUGGCCUACCGUAUUCUUUUGAAAUCCAUGGGCUCGGUCGAGGCCACGAACGCCGAGAUCUUCCAACGUUGGUGCGAUUUAGUCACGAAAUCAGAUGAAAUCGGACAGUCUUUCAUCGCAAAUGCCGACUGGGCGGCUUUGCGUGAUGCAACCGUGACAUGGACCCAACUUUACGAUCAAGUCGACAGUUAUAACGACGGAUACAAUGCUGCCAUGUUGGCCGCCAAUGCUUCUGGAGCUUUUGAUGAUAUUCCCCAGCAACCACACCGCCUACAGGACCAGGAUAGACUCAAUCUUUAUUUGAAAAUUGUCAAGCGUUAUUCACCUUACUGUCGCGACUCCAGGCAAUUAGCGCGGUUGACCUCUGGUACCGCCAUUAAAUACCCUAUCUUGCAGGACGCUUUGAGCACAUUCAAUUCGAUGGACGUCAGCGACAUUUUUGUCCCUCACUUUAAAAACCUAAGACAUAAUUAA